Pediculus humanus corporis (human body louse) is the source of this 2133-nucleotide messenger RNA. RefSeq names its product Sulfate permease, putative. The record is from RefSeq and is a predicted model, not a curated record. Lineage: Eukaryota; Metazoa; Arthropoda; Insecta; Psocodea; Pediculidae. Bases 1 to 2133 code for a protein of 710 amino acids. Gene Ontology annotation, molecular function: secondary active sulfate transmembrane transporter activity. The transcript has 12 exons. Gene Ontology annotation, biological process: transmembrane transport. Gene Ontology annotation, cellular component: membrane.
AUGGACAAGCGAAGUGAAAGCACGGUUGCUCUUACGUCGUACGUUCCUUGUUCGGAAGAUUUAGAAGGCGGUGGUAAUGGUGGUUCAAUUGGGCCGAACGGAUUUACAAACGUGGCAGCAAUUGAUGAAAAUGAUAAAACGCGACACGAAAAAAAAAACGAUAACGAAAUUAAUAAUUCAACGAAUAAUAAUUCAAACGAAAUAUUAAUUAAUGUAAAUAGUUUGAGGUGGAAUAAAGAUGUCGAAUAUGAUGGCGGACAAAAAAAUGAAAAUCAUUCAUCAAAUGUCGAUAAUCAUUUAAAAGUAAAACUUUCGGAUUAUAAUCAGAGUAAUAAUUUACCCCGAUUGACGUCAUUCGAAAAAAAUUCUAGUCCGAAAAAAUGGCUGUGUAAAAAAGUGAAAAAAUGUUGCACGAAAAAACUUUUAUAUAAAAGAGUACCGAUAUUAUCAUGGUUACCUCAAUACAGUUUGAAUUAUGCUGUUGCGGAUUUGGUGGCUGGUUUAACCGUCGGUUUAACCGUCAUACCACAGGCCAUAGCAUAUGCAAACGUAGCAGGAUUACCUCCCCAGUAUGGCCUCUACUCAUCGUUCAUGGCUUGUUUCAUUUAUGCUAUAUUCGGUAGUGUUAAAGAUAGUCCGAUCGGUCCGACAGCAAUAGCAGCCAUAUUGACUCGUGAAAAUCUUCACGGUUUAGGUCCGGAAUUUGCCGUUUUGCUUUGUUUCCUAUCCGGAUGUGUCGAAUUACUCAUGGGAAUAUUGCAAUUAGGUUUUUUAAUUGAUUUCAUAUCCGGUCCUGUAUCGGCUGGUUUCACGUCGGCUGCUGCUAUUAUAAUUGCCACAUCGCAAGUUAAAGAUGUUCUAGGAUUGUCUUUUCCCGGUGGAAAUUUUCUAGAUGUUUGGGAAAAUAUUUUCUGCAACAUAUCCAACACCAGAAUGGGAGAUGCUAUUUUAGGAAUAUCAUGCAUGAUUGUUUUGUUGGUGCUCAGGAAAAUCAAAGACAUUCCCAUCGGUCCGAGAGAUGUUAAGGAGAAGACAAAAAUGCAAAAAUUUUUAUCUCAAUUUCUCUGGCUCGUAUCGACUUCUAGAAACAUCGUCGUGGUUGUAGUCUGUGGAAUAUUAGCGUACGCUUUCCACGUCGAAGGUGAAGAUGGACCGUUUGUAUUAACAGGCACCGUCAAAGGUGGAUUACCAAGUUUUCACAUUCCAUUUUACGGAGCAGUUGAUGGAAACAAAACGUAUUCAUUUUCCGAAGUAUCCAGUAAUUUAGGAUCAGCAAUACUUGUCGUACCUCUUUUAUGCAUUUUGGAAAAUAUUUCUCUUGCCAAAGUUUUCGCUAAAGGAAAAUCAAUCGAUGCGACGCAAGAAAUGUUAGCCAUAGGUUUGUGCAAUAUCGCGUCAUCAUUCGUCGGUUCCAUGCCCGUUACUGGAGCUUUGUCCAGAGGUGCAGUCAACAAUGCCAGCGGCGUACAAACAACAUUCGGGGGAAUAUACACCGGUAUCAUCGUUAUACUGUCCCUUCAAUUUUUCACUCCGUACUUUUAUUACAUUCCAAAAUCUUCAUUGGCUGCCGUUAUAAUAGCAGCCGUUGUAUUCAUGGUUGAAUUUCACGUUGUCAAACCAAUGUGGAAAACGAAAAAGAUCGAUCUGAUACCUGCAUUUGCAACUUUUCUAUCUUGCCUAUUUAUAAGAUUAGAAUUAGGCAUCGUCAUCGGGAUCAGUAUUAACGUUUUGUUCCUACUUUACGCAUCAGCAAGGCCGAGCGUUCAAGUCGAAAAAGAAAGAACUUUAUCGGGUAUCGAAUAUUUAAGGAUAACUCCUGAUCGUAGUCUCGUGUUUCCUUCUGUUGAUUAUGUACGAAACGUCGUUACGAAAGCAGGCGUUAAACAAGGAUCCAGUUACGUACCUGUCGUCAUUGAUAGCAAACACAUACAAGGAGUGGAUUUUACGGCUGCCAAGGGAAUCAAAUCGUUAAUGGACGAUUUUGUUAAUCGAAAGCAGCCGAUAUUAUUUUACAAUUUAAAACCGAGCAUAGUUGAUAUUUUUCACAGUCUCAGACCGAAAGAAUUUAUAUAUUGCACAAACGAAAACGAAUUGAAUGAUUUUUUGAAACAGCAUCAUGUCGCCGGAACGUGA